CAGGGCUUAGAAUAGCACAUGGCACAUAGCAAGUGCUUAACAAAUACCAUAAUUAUUAUUACUACCCUGAAAGAUAACCAGCGGGGUCUCCCGGCCAGUGUGAGGGGAUUCCCCCGGCUGGAGAGCAGCAAUCCGUUUGUGGCUUUGCUUUCGUCAGGCUGAAGACCCUGGGACCUGUGUGGGGUGGCAGCUGGGCCUCGGGCUCCGGCUCAGGGGACUGAAAUCCUGGAAGAUACAGAGAGGAAUGAGCUCUGGGCUUUUUUAUUUAAUUUUAUUUUUAACGAAAGAAGCGAGAUUGUGGAGUCCGGAUGCCAGCCAAGUCCUCAGCCCAGCCCCCACUCUGCAGCAAUACCUCAACAUCCCCGGGCCAGAAGAAGCUCUCCCCUUCCCCCCACCAACUCCUGUAAACUGACUAAAUCAGGGCACUCUUCGGAGCGGUGGAUUCUCAAGAUUUGGCCGGCCUGGCCCCCGAGACUCCCUGGGGGUCAGAGCGGCGACCCCGGCUGAUCCCUCUCAGCCUCCGGGCCUCGCUGCCUCUGAGGUUCGGUCGUGUUCUCGGGCUGCCGCCGAGGCCUGGGUGGGGACCGGUCCUCCCCUCCGCUCCCAAGCUCUGGGUUGCCCCGGUCAAUCCUGACACGGCCCUUGUCUCAGGUGUCCGGAGGAAGUAGCUCACCCGUGAGGCUGGCGGGCCUGGCUGCGGCCGGCUCUGAGGACGCCAGAUGCCGAAGAAGAUGGACGGACGGACAAUCAGACGAAUGUUCAGGCUCUUCCGGUCUCGGGCAGAUACCCCUUCCGAGGCCACCAGAGAUGCCAAGAGGGAGCUGGAGCAGGGUCCCGGGGAACGCUCCCAUUACACCUACAUGGGGGGUCAGCACUUCUUCGAAUACCUGGUGGUGGUCUCACUGAAGAAAAAGCGCUCGGAGGACCGCUAUGAGCCUACGAUCACCUACCAGUUCCCCAAGCGGGAGAACAUGCUCCGGGGCCAGUUGGAGGAGGAGGAGCGACUGCUUGGUGCCAUUCCCUUGUUCUGCUUUCCUGACGGCAACGACUGGGCCCCGCUCACCGAAUUCCCCAGUGAAACGUUUUCCUUCGUUCUGACCAACGUGGACGGGAGCCGGAAGAUCGGAUACUGCAGGCGGCUUCUGCCUGCCGGCCGGGGACCUCGACUCCCCGAGGUUUUCUGCAUCAUCAGCUGCAUCGGCUGCUUCGGUUUGUUCUCCAAGAUCCUGGAUGAGGUGGAGAAACGGCGGCAGAUCGCAAUGGCCGUCAUCUACCCGUUCAUGCAAGGCCUGCGGGAGGCGGCGUUUCCCGCCCCGGGGAAGACCGUCACCCUCAAGAGCUUCAUCCCGGACUCGGGGACCGAGUUCAUCGAACUCAAGCGGCCGUUGGACUCUCGCCUGGAGCACGUGGAUCUCCGCUCCCUGCUGAGAUGCCUGUCCCCCUCCCAGAUCCUACACAUCUUCGCCUCCGCCGUGCUGGAGAGGAGGAUCAUCUUCCUGGCCGAGGACCUCAGCACCCUGUCUCAGUGCAUCCACGCCUCCGCGGCCCUGCUCUACCCCUUCAGCUGGGCCCACACCUUCAUCCCGGUGGUGCCCGAGACCCUCCUGGACACCGUCUGCUGUCCCACCCCCUUCAUGGUCGGAGUCCAGAAGCGCUUUAUCGACAAUGUUCUGGAGAGCCCCAUGGAAGAGGUUCUGCUGGUGGAUCUGUGUAAAGGACAGUUCAUAAGGCAGGUGGGCGAUGAAAAGGAAAUCCUUCCCGCCAAACUUCAGAGUAACAUCCUGUCUGUCCUCAGCCAAGACAGCUCCCACCUGCAGACUUUGGAGGAGAUCAACGAACACGUCUCCGAGCCUUUUGUGCAGUUCUUCGUCAAGACUGUGGGCCACUACGCCGCCCACAUCAAGCGAUCCAAGGGCAACCAGGGCAGCUUCCAGGAGCGGUCGUUCUGCAAGGCCUUGCGCUCCAAGACGAGCCGCCGGUUCCUGAAGAAGUUCGUCAAGACGCAGAUGUUUUCUUUAUUCAUCCAGGAGGCUGAGAAGAGCCAGUCCCUGCCGGCGGGCUAUUUCCAGCAGAAAAUCACUGAGUACGAGGAACAAAAGAAGCAGAAGAAACAGAAGGAAAAGGCUGUAAAGUAGCCAGGCUCUAGGACUAAUGCCCGAGACACUCCUCCCCGGCUCCGAGCGUCCCCUGCCGAUCUCUCCGUCGCCCCCCUCACCCUGCUCUGGACCCCAUCUCGGCUCUUACCUGGGCUGUGGGACUCCGAGGGCUGGACCUCUCUACACCUUGGGGGAUCCAUCCCCAAGGCCACCGACUGUCCGUGUGGAGGCCGGGCUGGGCCUCUACCCGUGCUCCGCUGCCCUGGGUCUUGGGGGGCCCGGGGGGCGGGGCUCGCCCACCCAAAAUCCAGCCAAACAUGGACACGUGAGAAUGUGAAUUAAAAAUGACACUUCUGCCCCCA
Messenger RNA from Ornithorhynchus anatinus (platypus), 2458 nucleotides. RefSeq names its product DENN domain containing 2D (gene DENND2D). The transcript has 12 exons. Gene Ontology annotation, cellular component: cytosol; nucleoplasm. Lineage: Eukaryota; Metazoa; Chordata; Mammalia; Monotremata; Ornithorhynchidae. The record is from RefSeq and is a predicted model, not a curated record. The coding region runs from base 720 to 2135 and encodes 471 amino acids.